Molecule: messenger RNA, 3108 nt
Organism: Candidula unifasciata
Lineage: Eukaryota; Metazoa; Mollusca; Gastropoda; Stylommatophora; Geomitridae
Source: the annotation of a GenBank genome assembly
AUGAGCCGACGGAGGAAAAUCGGAUGUUUGUCCAGAGCUUUUAAAGUAUUAGCCUCCGUCACAGCAAUUUUGGCAUGGACUGGCUGCUUAGUUGAAAAUGUUGAUGGAAGCAAAGGUAGACCGCCUCAGCACGAACAGCUCGGAGAUAACGAAGGGUUAGGCAGUUUCCAGACUAAAGCGGAAGAUGCGGAGGUUUCCGUGGAGGCCGAGUCUUUUCCGUUACAGAAGGCUGUGGAUUCAAGCUGUGAUAUCUUUUAUAUCAUAGUGAGCACAAUAGAUGGAAAAGUAUCAGCUUUAGAUCUACAGAAAAAAGGUUCAUUGGCCUGGUCAGUGGAGGCAGAUACUAGACCCUUGUACUCAUCAAGCUUGGCAAACAUGGAGGUUAUACGGAAUGGUAAGAAGAUGAGGCUGAUUCCUUCAUUGGAUGGGGCACUUUACCAGUUUGAUGGUGAGAAGGUGGAAGCCAUCCCAGUAUCUGCGGAGUCAUUGCUGUCAUCAACUUACAAACUUGGUGAUGACUCAAUGAUAGUUGGCAGUAAAGAUCUCAGGAACUUUGGAGUCAAUUUAUUAACAGGAGAGGUUCAGUUCACUUGUGGAAGUGAAGGUUGCAGCAAUUACGAUGGCAGAACUGAGAAUGAGCCUCUUGAUGGUAGCAGUACCAUUGUAUUGACACGGAGUACCCAGGUUGUCCGAUCUGUCGAUGUAAAGAAUGGACAAGAAAAGUGGAACUUCAGCGUCGGUCAACACCAGGUCAACUUGCCCUCAAAUGAACGACCUCCGGAUGGAUAUGAUAGUGAUGAUGAUAAUAGUGAUAAAGAAGGACACAGUAUUCCAGUGUUUUCAAGUUAUUCAGAUGAAUGUUCAGGGGAGGAAAACUACACUGACGACAUCAGUUAUGAAAAUCGUCUGCAGUUACUUGUACCAGAAGGGAGAGUUGUGGCCCUUAGCAAAACUGAUUUCGGCCAAGUAUCUUGGGAACACAAGUUUGAUAGUCCCAUUGCCAAGGCCUGGCUGCUGAGACAUGGCAAACUGAAGGCGAUGAGCUUGUUUGAUGGUCAUCACAUUCCUACCCUCCGUCCGUACAUCCCAGAGGACAUGGACAAUGUGACCAUGGCCCAGCCGUUACUUUACAUUGGAUCACACAAAAAGCUCUUGUAUAUACAAGCAUCACCACAGCUAGAAACUAUUUUAAAAGCCUUCACCAAUCGCAGAAUAGGGCAUUACAUGGAGCCAAAGGUCAAGGUAUCGUGGCGACCUUAUCCAAAUACUGAUACUGGUUACUUCCUGUACCCUGAAAUUGAUAGUCAGUUAAUACAGGAGAGCAAUGCGAUGCUUGUGGAGAACCCCCAGAAGACUGCAGAUAUUUGGCUGCCAGUAUCAGUAUGGGUUUAUUGGAAAGAAGUGGCAGUUUUUAGUGUGACACUGUCGAUUCUUGUGCAUUUCCUGCUAUCAAAGUUUCAGCAUGCUAACAGCUCGGCCAGCACAUGCUCAUUGGAAGCACCAGAUAGCGACAGCAGUAAAAAUAGUACCAGCAGUCAUGUGAUGAUAGUCUCGGACAGCACAUCUCUUUUGGCAGAUAAGAAUUCCAGUUCAGGAGAUUACGUGUCCAGGUUUGCCUCAGAUUUUGACUGCCUUCAUUGCUUAGGAAAGGGUGGGUUUGGAAUUGUGUUUGAGGCAGUUAACAGAGUAGAUGAUCAGCACUAUGCAGUGAAGAGAACUGUGCUCCCAAGAAGUGAAGGGGCGAAAGAAAAAGUGCUGAGAGAAGUCAGGGCUUUAGCAAAGCUGGAGCACAUAGGCAUUGUUCGAUACUUUAAUGCUUGGGUGGAGUCUCCACCAGCAGGUUGGCAAGAGGAGAGAGAUAAACUGUUCCAUUUCAGUGACCUGUCAGGACCUACAUCAUUCAGCACCUACCCUGAACACCGCCAGUCAACAGAGAAACAACCUCAACAUACCAAAGCUGUAAAAACGCAUGGCAAGAGAGUUAAUAUUGGUGCCCAACAUAUACUGUCUACUGACAGAGCAAACAAUCUGCUGGAUACAGAUUCUAUAAUAUUCUCUUCUCAAACAGCUGCUAGUAAUUCCUCAUUAAAACAUUCUGGGAGUGGAGAAUUCUCAGUCCAUCCAGACCUCAGUGCAGGCUCAGUAGUUUCAAGUGACGGUGAUUCUACAGACAUUAAAAGUUAUUUAUUUUCAUUAGACUCUCACCCUUUAAUCAACAACGGAGAUUUUGACACUGGCAGUAUAAAUGACAGCAGAUCAAGCAUCCCCUUUUCAAACUACACCUCUAGUUCCUCUGGGAUGCAGUCACAUAAGACUGACCAUUCACAUCGGAGGCUGUCAGGGGACAGUGUUGUUUUUGACAGUACAGGCAACAGGCCAUCUCAUAACAUCAAUGCAUUAGCAGAAACCAUAAAUUCUACUGAUGACAGCAUUGUAUUUGAGUAUUCAAGAGCCUCAAAAAACUCGAUAGAAGAAUCUAAGCAGGGACUUAGCUCGAACAAUUGUGAUCAUCACACUGUUGAUAUUUCCUUAUUGUCACACGAAAGUGAGCAUGAUAAAAACAAAGAGGACAAGCAGAAACAACAACAGGUGGCUCUACCAGGCAACAAAUUAUUCCUGUAUAUUCAGAUGCAGCUGUACUGCAAAGAAACAUUAAAAGAAUGGCUGAAUAACAACACUCUGAAUAGAGAUCGUCACACUGUUCUGGAUAUUUUCGAUCAGAUUGUUUGUGCUGUGGACUAUGUUCAUAGCCAGGGGCUCAUGCAUCGAGAUCUGAAGCCAUCAAACAUCUUCUUCACUGCUGAUGGAAUAGUCAAAGUGGGAGACUUUGGCCUAGCAACAGAAUUUAUUACUCAGCAAGAUGAGGAAUCAGAGCCAGUCUACAGCCCAGUGGGCAAGCACACAGCAGAAGUGGGCACCACACUGUACAUGAGUCCUGAACAAAUUGCCAGAAAGCCUUAUGAUCUAAAGGUUGACAUCUUUUCUCUUGGCCUGAUCUUUUUGGAGCUUUGGGUACCAUUUUCUACCGACAUGGAGAGAAUUAGAACAUUGCAGGAUGCCAAAGCUCACAUCUUACCACCAAGAUUUAGGAUAGAGUUACCUGGAGAA